Messenger RNA from Symbiodinium sp. CCMP2456, 534 nucleotides. The record is from the annotation of a GenBank genome assembly. NCBI's taxonomy places the organism in Eukaryota, Dinophyceae, Suessiales, Symbiodiniaceae.
AUGCCACUGGAGGGGCGACAGGAUCUCAUGAAGCUCCUGCGUUCCGGGGAGGUGGACGAGGAAGAUCUCUUGGAGUGCCUUCGAGAUGACGUCAGAGGGCGCGACCCCUUGGAGGACAAAGGAGAUCAUGCUGCACACCAGAAGGACAAGGACUGGUGGACGCCUUUGCACUGGGCGGCCCAGGAUGGCCACGAGCGCUUGGUCGAGAAGCUCCUCGGCCUCCGUGUCAGCACCAACGCAGCCGACAUCUGCGGAGCCACGCCUCUGAUGAUCGCUGCCUUCAAUGGGCGGACGCGGAUUAUCGAGGCUUUGCUUCGUGAUCGGUCCACUGAUGUGCGGCAGACCAACAAGUACCUUGGCACUGCGCUCCACUACGCUGCGCAACGUGGUCACGCUGCCGCCGUGGAGCUUCUCAUCGACGCCCGGGCCGAGGUCAAUGCUUUGGACCGCCACAGCGACAGCCCCCUGAGCUGGGCAGCACGUAGUGGCCACCUGGAUGCGGCCAGGGGCUCAAGCUGCAAUGGUUGGGGCUGA